CAGCUCUCGGCUGUGGUAAUGGAGGGCAGAGUGAGCCGGGGCAGAGGAGGCAGCUGGAGGAGAGGCGGCCGGGGGGGAACCGACGGCGAAAGUGUUCGCGGUGACCACCGAGGCCGCGGGAGAGGAGGGCAGCACCGCGGCCGGGGCAGGCGGGACCACUACCGGGGCCGCGGACGCGGCCACGCACCCGGCUUCCCUCCGCGGGACACUCCCGUGUUUCAGGACGAAGAUGAUGAGGGUCAACCUGAGGAGGAAGAUGCCAGGAUGGCGGUGUUCUCCAGGAGGAAGCUGGAGUCAAACUGGGACCGGUACAAGGAUUCAGAGAAAGCGGAGCAAGAUGAUGACACGCCUACUCAGAGAGGAGCGGACUACCACGUGAUGCUGGGGUCGGCAGGGGAUUCGUUCACGCAGUUCCGCUUUGCAGAGGAGAAGGACUGGGAGAUGGACCCGCUGACGGCCUGCCAGAUGUCAGCGGUGUGUGUCGACCUCCCGGCUCUCGCCCAGAUACUUCAGGAGCUGCCGCUGCACCAGAGACUCGGCCUGGAGGCCGAGCUGCUUCAGGUGUCGACACCGGUGGAGCUGCCGGCGGUUACCGUGGUUCCCAAACAGGAAACGCCCAAAACAUCCAAGUUCACUCCUCUGCCUCCACCGCCGCCGCCGGCGGCCUGUAAAAGAGUCGAGGCCUCGGCGGCCGCGGUGCCGGACCUGGACCCGCAGGUUUCUCACGUUCCUGCCGAGUCUGCGGUGGACGACGGCGAUGAAGAGCUGGACCAGCUGCUCGGCCUACAGAAACCAGACUCGGGGGCUGCAGAGCAGCCGCUCGGCGGGGGAUGUGAGGAGAACGCUGCUCCAGAGACGAGUGAGGAGAACGCUGCUCCAGAGACGAGUGAGGAGAACGCUGCUCCAGAGACGAGUGAGGAGAACGCUGCUCCAGAGACGAGUGAGGAGAACGCUGCUCCAGAGACGGUGUCUGAAGUGAAGGUGGAACCGGAGGAGAAGGAGGAGGUGAAGGAAGAGGCUCCCCCUGAGUGUGCGAGCAGCAAGGAGGAGAUGACGGAGGAGGAUCUGGAGGACUGGCUGGACAGCAUGAUCUCCUGACCGCCAGCAGCUCCAGGAAUAUGAAGAAAACUGAACAUUUCAAGUUCCAUCUGCUAACAGUAAUGUUUCAGAGGUGAAGGACAAGCGUGUUGUUGCUGCUUCGCUUCACGCCGGCCUCCCUUCCUGGUUGAGGGUCAGGGUUUAGAGAGACGGUGAGUUUCAGGUGAACACGGGACAUCCUGGACGUCGGGGAGAAAAACGUGUGAAAGGAGAGAGAAGCUUGUUCUCUGUUCUCUCCACCAGGACUGACGGACGGAGAAAAAGGCCACACAUGACACACGCUCGGUUUGAUGCGUCAAUUACUUUAUUCAUUUCCUCCUCAUCAAAAUAAAUGCGGUUUAUCAAAGCUACUACAUACGUACAAACUGUAGCAGAGAACCAUUCUGUCAAUAAAUCCAAGUUUGUCA
This is a messenger RNA of Cololabis saira (Pacific saury), 1505 nucleotides long. RefSeq names its product apoptosis, caspase activation inhibitor (gene aven). Lineage: Eukaryota; Metazoa; Chordata; Actinopteri; Beloniformes; Belonidae. Gene Ontology annotation, biological process: negative regulation of G2/M transition of mitotic cell cycle. The transcript is spliced from 6 exons. The coding region runs from base 19 to 1098 and encodes 359 amino acids. The record is from RefSeq and is a predicted model, not a curated record.